Neltuma alba is the source of this 4198-nucleotide messenger RNA. Its product is annotated as protein SUPPRESSOR OF MAX2 1. The coding region runs from base 815 to 3922 and encodes 1035 amino acids. Gene Ontology annotation, molecular function: ATP binding; ATP hydrolysis activity. The transcript is spliced from 3 exons. The record is from RefSeq and is a predicted model, not a curated record. Lineage: Eukaryota; Viridiplantae; Streptophyta; Magnoliopsida; Fabales; Fabaceae.
GUACUUUCAUCAAUCAAUUCUCUGUUCACUAGAAAUUCUCUCAUCCUCCCUGUCUUUCUUUCUCUUGCCAAGGAAAGAGAGCCCCUUUUUACUUUUUCCCCCCAAAAAAAUUUUGUUCUUCUUGCGCCUGUAAUUAUAAUACACCAUUAGCUGUGGAUUAACCUUUUUCCAAUUUUCACCACCCUUCAAUUCUCUUUACCCUUUCCCGCGGUGAUUUGUCUCGCGAUAUUUCUACAUUUAUUCCGACGUAGAGAUAUAAAGUAGAGAAACGAGAGAGAGAGAGAGAAGCAGUGGGGAUGAUCUUGUGAAAGAGGGGAUCUGAAGUUUCCUUUUCGCUUUGAAUUCUCAACUAGUUUUUUGGGGUCACACGCCUGGGCGGAGGGAAAGUAGAUCCCAUAGGAAAGAAACCUAAAGGAGAUAAGCUAUUACUUUCGUGAUUUUGUUUGUGUUUGUAAAAGCUUCUCCGUGAUUUGUUUUGCCAGCCUUGAAAAUGCGAUUUUGUCUAUAUUAUCGAAAUGUUGUUAUCUUCUUCUCCCCCCAUUAAUCUCGUUUUCUGGCUGGUGGGCUUUUUAGCUCAGAAGUGUGAAUUUCACACAUUCGUAGCUUUUUCCAUAAAGUCAAGUACCCCAGAAAGCCAAGCCGAAUCCAUAAGAUUCAUUUCCGGGUUCCUUCUUCUUUUCUUCUUCUCUUCUUCUUCUCCUCCUCCUUUUUUAAUACCAGACAAACUAUUUAUCGUCUUCCCACAUAAAUUUUUCCUCUGAUUUCGGUUUUUCCCGACCGGAGACUUUAGAUUCUUCACAAUUCUGAUUGUGAAAUGAGAGCCGGUCUUAGCACGAUCCAGCAAACCCUAACGCCUGAGGCGGCGAGUGUUCUUAAUCAUUCGAUCGCCGAAGCCGGCCGUCGGAACCAUGGCCAGACGACGCCGCUUCAUGUGGCGGCAACACUUUUGGCCUCACCGUCUGGCUUCCUUCGCCAGGCCUGUAUAAAAUCGCAUCCCAAUUCGUCUCAUCCUCUUCAGUGCAGAGCCCUCGAGCUCUGCUUCAGCGUCGCGCUAGAGCGCUUACCGACGGCUCAGAACAUGAGUCCCGACAUGAAGCCUCCGAUUUCCAAUGCUUUAAUGGCUGCGCUGAAGCGAGCUCAAGCUCACCAACGCCGUGGUUGCCCCGAGCAGCAGCAACAACCUCUUCUUGCCGUGAAAGUUGAACUUGAACAGCUUAUCAUAUCCAUACUCGAUGACCCCAGCGUCAGUAGAGUCAUGAGAGAAGCGAGCUUUUCCAGCCCGGCGGUGAAAGCCACGAUUGAACAGUCGCUGAAUUCGUCAUCGCCGGCGGUCAAUUCAAGUCCGAUCGGAUUGGGAUUCCGGCCCACGGCUGUCACACCAGUUCCGACAGGGGCACCAGGUCGGAAUUUAUAUCUAAAUCCGAGACUUCAACAGGGGAGUUCCGUCCAAUUGGGACAGCAAAGGGGUGAAGAAGUGAAACGGAUUAUCGAUAUACUGUUGAAAGCCAAGAAGAGGAAUCCAGUGUUAGUUGGAGAAUCAGAGCCAGAGGCUGUGAUAAGAGAAUUAUUGAGGAGAAUUGAGAGUAAGGAACUGGGCGAGGGACCUUUUUCCAGUGUUCAUGUGAUUUAUUUGGAGAAGGAGCUUCCUUCCGAUAGAGCUCAAAUCCCUGCAAAGAUUAAGGAAUUGGGAGAUUUAAUUGAGACCAGAAUGGGGAAUUCAAGUACUGGUUCUGUUCUCGUUAAUUUGGGUAACCUGAAGUGGCUAGUUGAGCAAUCUGUGGAUUUCGGAGUUUCUGGUUUGAGCAAUAUGCAGCAACAGGCACUUACAGAGGCUGGGCGUGCUUCGGUUUCAGAGAUGGGUAGAUUGGUGACGAAGUUUGGAGAAGGUGCUUCAGGUCGUCUUUGGUUGUUGGGAACUGCUACUUGUGAAACUUACUUGAGGUGUCAGGUUUAUCAUCCUUCCAUGGAAAAUGAUUGGGAUUUGCAGGCUGUGCCUAUCACCACUAAAGCCCCUCUUCCGGGCAUAUUUCCGAGGAUUGGGACCAACGGCAUUCUUGGUAGCUCGCUGGAGUCUUUGUCCCCUUUAAAGGGCUUUCCAUCAACUGCAAUGACACAGCCUAAGCGUGUCUCGGAGAAUGUAGAUCCCGCUCGUAGGCCAACUUGUUGCCCACAGUGUAUGCAAAGCUGCGAGAAAGAAGUGGCAGAUACGGUGAAAGAGAUUGAGAAAUCUGAUUCUGAGGUCAAAGCCGAGGCUGCUCGGCCACCACUUCCACAAUGGUUGCAGAAUGCUAAAACAAGCAAUGAUCAGACUCAGAGUAAUAGCCAAGAAGUGGUGAAGAAGAAGGCUCAGGAACUGCAGAAGAAAUGGCAUGAUUCUUGCUUGCAAUUACAUCCUAAGUUUCAUCAGCAACAAAACCUCAGUUCAGAUAGAAUGACUCCCUCUCCUUUCCCAAUUGUGGGUCUGUACAAUCCCAACUUGAUGGGGCGCCAACUUCAACCCAAAUCGCCUCUCAACAAAAAUCUGGAAAGCUCUCUGCAGUUGAGCUCAAGUCCAAGGCCGAUUCAGCCAUUGGAACGGGCAGCCACUCCCCCCAGAAGUCCAGUAACGACAGAUCUUGCCCUUGGGCAAACAAAGUCUGCCGAUAACACUCCUGAACAAAAUCACAAAGAGCAAGCAAAGGAUUUCUUGGGCUGCAUGUCUUCUGAGUCACAGGACAAGUUCAGUGAAUUACAGAGCAAGAAACUACUUGAUGCCGACUCCUUCAAGAAGCUCCUCAAAGGUCUCACUGACAAGGUAUGUUGGCAGCAUGAUGCAGCAUCUGCUGUGGCCACAACCGUGACCCAAUGUAAAACGGGCAAUGGGAAAAGGCGCGGUGGUGGCUCAAAGGGUGACAUAUGGUUACUUUUCAUGGGUCCAGACAGAGUAGGGAAGAAGAAGAUGGCAGGAGCUCUUUCCGAGCUGGUUUCUGGGUCCAAUCCAAUAAUAAUCUCUCUUAAACCACGAGGUGGGGAUGAUGGAGAAUUAUCAGAUGUCCAUCGUCGUGGUAAAACCGCACUUGAUCGAAUUGCAGACGCCAUUCGAAGGAAUCCGUUUUCUGUCAUCAUGCUUGAGGACAUUGAUGAAGCAGAUUUAGUCCUUCGUGGGAGCAUAAAACGAGCCAUGGAACGAGGUCGCUUCUCUGAUUCUUAUGGCCGUGAAAUUAGUGUGGGCAAUGUUUUGUUCAUCCUCACCGCAAAUUGGUUGCCCGAAAACCUCAAAUAUCUGUCCACUGGCAAUUCACUUGACGAAGAAAAGCUUACAAAUCUGGCAAAAGGCAAUUGGCAAUUACGACUAUCAUUAUCCAAAAGAACAUCAAAACGCAGACCCAGUUGGGUUUCUGAUGAAGACAGAUCCACAAAACCCCGGAAGGAGAUAAACGCCGGUUUAGCUUUUGAUCUAAAUGAGACCGCAGAUGCAGAGGAAGACAGGGCAGAUGGAUCACUCAAUUCCAGUGAUCUCACAGUAGAUCACGAAGAGAACCGAGUCCUUCAUCAUAGUCUAAGAUCACCAACCAUAACCCACGACCUGCUGGAUGCGGUAGACGAUGCCAUUGUAUUCAAGCCGGUGGAUUUCGGCCUGAUUCGCCGGAGUUUCUCAGAGACCAUCACGAAGAGAUUUUCUGUGAUCCUCGGGGGUGGGAUGUCACUGGAAGUCCAAGAGGAGGCGCUGGGAAAGAUCACGGGCGGUGUGUGGUUAGGCCAAACGAGCAUAGAUGAAUGGAUAGAGAAAGUUUUGGUUCCGAGCUUUCAUCAGCUGAAAUCAAGCAUGAAUGGCGAGGAAUCUUUUGUUGUCAGGCUUGAAGAUGACGGAGAUUCUGAUACUCAGAGCUCGGAACAUAGGCUGCCGACCAGUGUGAGACUGGUGGGUGCGGAAGGAAAAUGAGGCGGGGACAAGAAGGGAAUAAUGUGUUUUUAGUCUGGGUAGAGAUGUAAAUAGCCACUUUUGGGGGAGGGGUAAAGUCAAAGACGGUUAGAAGGAUAACAGUGAAAGAGAGAAAACCGUUAGGGAAAAAUGGGGAACUCGAGGGAUGUUCUAGAAAAAGGAGGGAAAAAAAAAGGUGAUAUAUUAAAUUGUUAAGUUUUGCGUAAAGUUAUUGUAAUUUUAUAAUCAUCAUAGGUAUUUAAUUAUCAAUUAAACGGAUAAUGAUUUUGAAUAAGA